CGAGGAUGAACCAGCAACAAGUGUGUCGGAAUAAACCCUCACUUAGUCAACAAAACCUCCCAAACCAGUACCGCGGGGACUCAAACCGACACUUUUUCGCUGGUUUCCAGGUGGAUGUAGCAGUGUAACGGAGGACUCGGCUCUACGGUGAUGGUAACAUGGCUGCUGUAUUUACCGAGUUACCCUCCUAGAUUUCCCAAUUAUCUCAACAUAAUUUAAGCUACACACCCGUGGAGCUAAGCAAACACGGUCAGUGCAGCGCGAGUGUGAGGGAUGACAACCUCCCACCUGAAUGGCCACGUCGCUGGGGAGGGAGGAGGAGGAGGAGGAGGAGGAGGAGGAGGAGAUGAAGAGCUACGGGGAGGACAGCAGCACAGGGAAAUGGCUGUUGACUGUCCAGGAGAACUUGGGAGUCGAACGUUACCUGUCCGACGAUCCGCACAGCUGGAGAGGAUAAGACAACAUCAGGAGGAUCUCAGACGCCGUAGGGAGGAGGAGGGUCGCCAACUGGACCUGAACGCCUCCCUCAGACUCAGGAAGCUCUCCCAGAAUCCCCACAUCGGGAUCGACAACCCCACAUUCCUUCAAGACUCACAAAUACCACAGCAGCCGCUCGGCAGCCAGCACACGCAUGCACUGCUGGAGUUGGAGGAGCUGCUGCUGUCGCUGAAGCAGGUCCGGAGCUGCCUGUCUGACCAGCAGAGUCAGAAUGACAUAGAGCUGGUUCUUGCACUACUAAACAAGUCUGACUUCCAGUCAGCGCUGAAGAUCCACAAUGCGGUGGCUGGCAGCAUGCACCGGCCCUCUCCUCCGUACCCACACAGCCAGCAGGCGCUCCCACUGGCCAUGGAGGUCAAGGAUUUCACACAGUCGUGUCAGAGUAAAGAGGGACUGGAACUCAACAGUCUGCUGUCAGAUACACACAUUCAGGCGUUGCUCCUGGCACAUGACAGCAUAGCGGAGAGGGAAAUGGAGCCAGAGCCGCUUCCUGCGCAGGGAGAGACGCUGACCCAGUGGGGAGGAGAAACUGUGAAGAUAGUUCGCAUAGAGAAGGCCCAAGACGUUCCCCUGGGAGCGACUGUCCGUAAUGAAAUGGAGAGCGUUGUGAUCAGCCGCAUCGUUCGGGGUGGAGCUGCUGAACGCAGCGGACUUCUGACGGAAGGAGAUGAAAUACUGGAAAUCAACGGUGUAGAGAUCAGAGGGAAAGACGUCAACCAGGUCUUUGACAUUCUCGCGGAUAUGCACGGCCUCCUGACCUUCGUGUUGAUUCCCAGCGGUCAGGGCAAACCUCCUCCCAUCAAAGAAAGUGUGGUCCACGUGAAGGCCCACUUCGACUACGACCCCUCAGAUGACCCGUACGUGCCGUGUCGAGAGCUGGGCUUAUCUUUCCAGAAGGGAGAUAUUCUUCACAUUAUCAGCCAGGCAGACCCCAACUGGUGGCAGGCGUACAGGGACGGGGAUGAGGAAAACCAGCCGCUGGCUGGACUGGUCCCAGGGAAGAGUUUCCAGCAGCAGAGAGAAGCCAUGAAGCAAACCAUAGAAGAAGACAAGGAGCCUGAGAAAUCCGGGAAGCUGUGGUGCGCGAAAAAGAACAAGAGGAAGAGAAAGAAGCUGCUGUACAACGCCCACAGGAACGAUGACCCUGAUAAUGAGGAGAUCCUCACCUACGAGGAGAUGGCUCUGUAUCACCAACCAGCCAACAGGAAGCGGCCGAUCGCCCUGAUCGGUCCAACCGGCUGCGGGCAGGCGGAGCUGAGACAGAGACUACUAAACCAACCGGAGCGCUUUGCUGGAGCCGUACCUCACACCACGCGGAGUCGUCGAGAAGGUGAGCUGAGCGGCCGAGACUACCACUUUGUUUCACGUCAGGCGUUUGAGGCAGAGCUGGCAGCGGGGAAGCUGAUCGAGUCCGGCGAGUUUGAGAAGAACCUCUAUGGAACCGGCAGCGACUCCGUGCGGCAGGUCAUCAACACUGGAAAGAUCUGCGUGCUGUGUCUGCACACACAGGCUCUGAAGGUGCUGCGGAGCUCCGACCUGAAGCCUUACAUCAUCUUUAUCGCACCGCCCAACCAGGAGAGACUUCGAGCCCUGCUGGCUAAAGACAACAAGAACCCCAAGCCUGAGGAGCUGCGGGACAUCAUCGAGAAGGCCCGGGAGAUGGAGCAGAGCUGCGGUCACCUGUUUGACGCCGUCAUCGUCAACACGGACCAGGAAAAGGCCUACAACGAGCUGCUACGGCUCAUCAACAAACUGGACACGGAGCCGCAGUGGGUGCCGUCCUCGUGGCUGCGCUGAGCGCAGAGAGGCCGGCCCUGCAGGACACACGCUUCUGCACGUCUGACUAACUGGAUCUGAACACGAGACGAGGCUGGCGACGCCACCAAACACACAUCACACCUACAUUCUUAGGUAUUGUUCAGGAUAUUCUGAUGGACGGCAGCAAAAAUAUCAGACUGUAAACUAUUAAUAAUUAAACUUAAAACAGCCUCCUGGAGAGAAAUUGUAGCUGUAUGAAAGUUGAAGUCAUAUUUUGAGAUAAAGUUGGAAUUGUGGAAAACAAUGUAAAAGAAAUAAAUAUCUAUUAGGUUCGUAACUUUAAAGAAUGAAAUCAGAAAAGUAAUAUUUCUACAGGUUUUAACAGUUUGAAUCACAAAAGAAGCUUCGUUAGCAGCUUGAAGGAAUAUUAAAAGUUAAAUAAAUCAGCUCUAAAUCUAUUAUUAGAUAGAAAUGAAGGUCAUUCUUUUCAGGAACCAAAAAAUUGCAAAUCAAAGCAGUUUUGAGUUUGAACGUAAUUAUGUUUGUUUUUGCAGCGAAAUGACAAUUAAUAUUAAAACAUGUGGCAAUAGAUCCAAGUCAGAUCCCCUUAACAACGCCGUUGCAGUCUAGUGAAAGUGUAGAGAAGAUGACAGAUGGAGUCUCUACCGACAUGUCCGAGUAAAUGUAACUGUACAGGAAUCUGCUGCCAGAGUUCAUGUCUGCUUCCACGCUGCUGGAUCAAUCAAGAUAUUUAGAACAGAGUAGAUGAAGAGAAGCAGGAGGAGAUCUGCAUCUACAGCCUCUUCUUACAGACUAACUAACACACACAGUUAAAUGUACGUUGGUUUGUCUGCAGGGAUCCAGAGCUGCUUCAGUGCACUUAGUUCUGGUUUUUACUCCUUAUGAUCUAAUUAUAGACCUGUGGUUAAUCUAACUCCUCCAUGUUCCUGGAAAGCCUCAACGAAACCUCCCUUAACGCUUCAUCAACCUCUCUGCGAUUCUGUCCCUUCCUCUGAACUCCUCCUCGAGCGUAAACGUCAGAAACAAAGUCCAUCCUUUGGUCCAGAGUCUUCUCCCAACAGGCUUCCCUACGCCAGUCACAUGCCGUCGUUUCCUCACAGUUCCUUCGUUUCACAUGUCAGCAAAAUUAAAAAAUAAAUACUUCUCUUGUUCAGGGGCACCCAGGAGCUGUAGUAGUCUUUAGCUCGGAGGCUACGCCUACACGAGUGGUGCUUUAGCCACGUUUACGACACGGUCCGCGACGACAGGACCCGUUCGGUCUCUUCCUCGAUUGCCAUCAUUUUCUCUAUGCAGCAGUACCACGUCUGGCCACAUGAGGGCAGCACAUCACAGCAAAGUUCAGGAGUCCACAAUGACAUGCUCCUCUAGUGGAACAAAGUGGUAUUACAUUCCGGACCACUCAUUAGCACAGUGUUGCCACUGGGGUUCUGCAUCAACUCAGCAGAGCUUGAUGCCCCGUGUGGUCAGGAGUGGUACCUCUACAUAUGGUGGCUUUAAUUUCCCAGCAUAAUGUCCAGUGACUCUCACAGUCGCCUCCAUCGUUGUUGAGGCAACAGAUGAGCCGUUCAGGGAGGGAGGCCAAAGGUACUUCAGUAAUGAGAGCCCCAAAUCAAAUAUGCUCAUCAAAUAUUCCUUCGAAUAAUGUGAAAAAGUAUUUUAAUAGGAAAAAACUGCUUUAAAUGAAUCAAUUCAGACGAAAAAAGCUCUUAAGUCAAGUCAGAGUUGACAACACUUCAGUCUUCAGUUUUAUGUCCCGGUACAAAGCACAACCAAACUUUUUGUAAAAGAUUACCGUUUCCUUUGCGUUUCGUCAGCUCAGGUCGCUCCACCGCUGCACGUGCGUGUCCAGACUGGAUCCUCUGAGAAAACAUUUCCUAGAAAUGCAAAAUUUUCUCUCAGGUUUUGGUCAUUCUGGGUUUUAUCUUCCAGAUUUUCACCUCCAGCUUAUGUUCUCUAAGCAUCAAACAUUGUUAAACGAUUUGCUUAAACAACUUCUAGUAUAAAUAUUGGGAUUAAUCCUCAAAAAUAUGACCUUCAACCUCACUGUCUUUCAUAAAUGUCCAACUUUAUCGUCACAAUGACUGGAUUUCUCUCCCAGAUGUUGUUUGGUGAAGCGGCCCUGAUCUCGUAGGACGGGUUCACCUGGUGAAGGAAAUGUUCUUUUUUACCUUUUGUGGUUUAAGUGUCUCCAUGGUGCCUGACUGACGAUGUCAUUUAGCUGUCAGCGUCACAAACUCCCAUCAGCCCACUUGACCCUGUGCUGAACCAGAGCUGCCUCGUCUCCAGAACCCUCUCAGAGCCUUAAAGCGGUCGUCAUCAGUGCUGCAAACAGCACUGGCGUUUGGAGAUGUGGAGCAGACCGGGGGAAUUAAAACCUGUCAGCUGCUCUUCCUCCGCUGCGUCCACCUCACGUUUGUGUCGUAACGUCGUCUUUCAUCGUUUUCUCUUGGAUGAAGCCGCUGCGCCUUUCAUUAGAAAACAGGUGAAUCAGUUUAAAAGGUUUUUACGCUCGUUUAAGGCGGUUUUACCUUUCCUUUCACGAGACUUGACUCCUUCUCGGUGGGGAAAACGAUCCUCGCUGGCGUGAACGUUGGAGAGCAGCUGAUGACGUCCGUCUUUCUGCUUUUGUUAGCGAGCGCAGCCACGGCGCCCCCUGCUGACGCCUUACACACACCGGUUUAUCCUCUCUGGCCCCAAAACCAGGGUUUUACUUUUCUUUAUUCCUUGAUGGAAACACGCGUGUUUUUAGGGGCGGUGGCCUGGCCGCCUCCACCGCCUGACGUAAGCACUUCUGAGGCCGGCAGACAGUCGGCGCUGGUCUGGAACCAGUUGUCCCGGCUGAGAGGUCUGAGCUGCAGGAGGAUGAAACUACAGGGCAAAAGUUCAAUCAAUCCGCUAGAAGAUGACGGAGCGUAGAAAAGUCAAUAAAGAUUGAUUGAUUGCUCUGGAAGUGGUGGAAUAUUUUGUCCACAUGAGUAAAAGUGUAAUUCUCUAAUGCACUCACACUAUAAUAUGACCUCAUUAAGGAUGUUUCUGACCUGCUUCCCUCGGCCCUGGCUGGUGAAAGAUAACGAACAGGAUCAGAGUCUGAUCCAGAUCUGGACCUCGCUCAAAAGACUGUCAAAACUGAGGAAAUGUUCAUGUUUUUCUUUUUUCUUUUUGGCUUUAUUCUUUGAUCAUCUCAAACAUUGUGAUUCAUAUUUAAUUAUUGUCGCAGACAGAAUCAAGUGUAAAUGUUUGAUUUUUGAAUUCAAGCUUCACGACUUCAGGAAAGAAUCUGAGGAAACCAAACGGAUAAGGACUAAAUGUGAAAAUCGCGCUUGACUAUAAACCACACUGAGCCUCAUCUUUCAUUGCUUUGCGUAUGAACACACACCGCCGGCGUGCAUUAGCUGCUGAACUCCUUUACUGGGCCGAGCCAGAGUCCCGGCAGAACACACACUUUUACACUAAAACCCCUGGUGCCCUCUGACUGGUUCUGUCCCGUCUGAUCACUUAUAGACCUCUGAGCCCGCUGGCUGAAGGAAGUAGUUAGUUCUUUUGUUCUGAUCGGCACAUGAUGCUGAGCUCGUUAGAUAGUGUGUGUGUGUCUGUGUUUGUUUGUGUGUGCUUGCGUGUGUGUGUGUGAAAGAGAGAGAGAGAGGCAGUCUUAAAGACGGUGAAGUAUUACUGAGAGCUGAAGUAGAACCGACACCACAUCACUGUCACCACUGUAGAGCCUUUAUAUAUUUGUAAUAUUGAAUAUAGAUUUAUGAAGUUCAGAAAGCACCAAUAGGAUUCAAGUUCCACCGCUCCGUCCUCCAGGCCUGCAGGCGAUUGGUGGAGGAGGUCGAGGAGGCGGGGCUGAGUGGAAUGAAACUGUAUUGAAUGUAAAGUUAAUUGAUACCACAACAAACAUCACUUGUUUUUUGAGGGAAAAAAAUGUGUUUUGUUUUGAUAUUCACAAUAAAUAAAUAAAUAGAUGAUUGAUAGAAAA
Messenger RNA from Cololabis saira (Pacific saury), 6253 nucleotides. It is a transcript of the gene pals1a, whose product is annotated as protein associated with LIN7 1, MAGUK p55 family member a. Gene Ontology annotation, cellular component: plasma membrane; adherens junction. The transcript has 17 exons. Gene Ontology annotation, biological process: establishment or maintenance of polarity of embryonic epithelium; morphogenesis of an epithelial sheet; generation of neurons. Gene Ontology annotation, molecular function: protein binding. Bases 274 to 2295 code for a protein of 673 amino acids. NCBI's taxonomy places the organism in Eukaryota, Metazoa, Chordata, Actinopteri, Beloniformes, Belonidae. The record is from RefSeq and is a predicted model, not a curated record.